AUGACAACAGACAACACACGGAGUGUUACAGCAUCUCGUACUGUCAUCUCGCUGUUGUACAUGGAUUCGCACAACCCCAAGCUACCUAAUGCUGAUAUUACCCACAAAGACAGAGCAGCAACGUCUGGAGCAGCACGGGCCGCCGGUGUGGCCACCUCUGCUCAAGCUUUCCUCGACAGAGCAGCGACAUCUGGAGCAGCACGGGCCGCCGGUGUGGCCGCCUCUGUUCCAGCCUUCCUCGACAGAGCAGCGACAUCUGAAGCAGCACGAACCGCCACUGUGGCCUUCCCUGUUCCAGCCUUCCUCGACAGAGCAGCAACGUCUGGAGCAGCACGGGCCGCCAGUGUGGCCACCUCUGUUCCAGCCUUCCACGACAAAGCAGCGACGUCUGGAGCAGCACAAGCCGCCGGUGUGACCGCCUCUGUUCCAGGCUUCCUUGACCGAGCAGUGACGUCUGGAGCAGCACGGGCCGCCAGUGUGGCCGCCUCUGUUCCAGCCAUGCUCCACAGAGCAGCAACGUCUAGAGCAACAUGGGCUGCCGGUGUGGCCCCGACUGUAACAGCCAUCCUCGGCAGAGCAGCGACUUCUGGUGCAGCACGGGCCGCCAGUGUUGCCGCCUCUGUUCAAGGCUUCCUCGACAGAACAGCGACGUAUGGAGCAGCACGGUCCGCCAGUGUGGCCACCUCUGUUCCAGCCUUCCUCGACAGAGCAGCGACGUCUGGAGCAGCACAGACCGCCGCUGUGGCCGCCUCUGUUGCAGCCUUCCUCGACUGA
Molecule: messenger RNA, 774 nt
Organism: Schistocerca gregaria
Lineage: Eukaryota; Metazoa; Arthropoda; Insecta; Orthoptera; Acrididae
Exons: 2
Coding region: 1-774 (257 amino acids)
Source: RefSeq, a predicted model, not a curated record